AUGGCGGCGGAGGUCGUGCUAGGCGCUGUCGGUGUCCUCCCGGUGAUACUCGAGGUUCUCAGGUCCUAUCGAGACAUACACAAUAAAGUCCGCACUUUUCGAAACUGUUGUCAAGAACUCGCCUGGAUCCAAACGCGGCUGAAGACGCAGAAGCUCAAAUUCUUCUACAACUGUGAACGCUUGAUUCGGAUCAAAUUGGAGCAAAAUGAGGAACUGGAGGACCUGAUUGACCUUUCGUCACAGAAAUUCUGGCUUGAUGAAUCUGCGAACAAACGAGUGCGCGAUUCGCUCGGUCGCAUAACAGUCGAUCUGCUGCAGGACAUCGUGGCAGAGAUCCAAACCAUCCUCAAUGAUUUCGACAAUGACCUUCAGUGCUUCGACGUCAUAAAAUCGGAGAGAGUCGUGGGUGAAUCUCUACAAAAGGCAUUCCGUCGUCUUCGUCAAGGCUUCACCAUUGUCUUUGAAAAGUCCCGAUUCUCUAGGAAUUUAGACCGGUUGCGAAGUCGCAACGAGGAACUCAAAAGUCUCAUUGAAGACUCGGUCGAUUGGUCCUUUUACCAGCACCGCCGAAGAUCUACCAAAUCAAACGAUCCCAUCAGAUCAUCAGUAACCGAAUACAACAUCGUGCAGCGCGCCGCAGGGAAACUGCACGAGGCGCUGAACGAAGCAUGGUGUUGCAAUGGCCUUGGCCACACUCACCAUUACGCAAAGUUGUGCGUUGGGGUACAGGUCAAUAGAGGAGUGCGACUGGAUCUGGCGAUAUCGUAUGGCAAGAAUGGCGCACAAGAAUCUGGAAACUACCCUGCCCAAGAACAUCCCACUUGGCUGUACAUCCAAUCGUCCACCACCGAAGCUGGAUCAGCCAUAGCAAGCCAAAAAAGAGCGCGUUCUUCAGAAGAUAGUGAGACCGAGAGUGAUUCUACUCAUGCUCGAGCCCGCUAUCAGGCAACGAAAGUGUCCGCAGGUGACCACCACCCAGUUCGACACGAUGCAAGUGGUCCGUCGAACCUCCUCGGCCCCUGCGCACCCUCAUCCAUCCCCGACCCUGCCCUAGCGGCAGAUACCAUCUUCGGUGACCUUUGCCAGUCGGACAAUGUGUGCCGCCAUCUUACCGACAGCCCCGGCCUUGGGCCCGACGACAAGUCAAGUCAGUGUUUAGGCUAUCUCGAGAGCUCAGAUCAAUUUAGACACCUAUUCUACUCCCCGAAACCGGAGGAAGCGCUGAUAUCUCAAAAUAUGGCAGCUCCGUCUCGACGAUUCUUGACCUUGAACGAGGUUUUUCGUCUGACUGAUAAUGCGACCUUAGAUCCCCGCUACAAAGUUCAACUUGCCCUCAACUUGACAAAGGCUGUGUUGUGUUUUCAUCAGACUCCUUGGCUUCGAGAAGGCUGGCAGAUUCACGACUUUGCAUUCUUUGAUCACCGGACUACGCUCUCAGACAUUCAAUUCAACACUCUCCACUUGACGUCGCAGUUGACAGAGUGCAGAGCUCAGCCACCAUCGCUUUCAUCAGCAAUGGAAGAUGUUCAGACACAGUUUCAGCUGUCUUUUCCUCCAACGCCGCACCUUGUCUUCGAUCGCGGCGUAGAUAACCUCACACUCUUUAAUCUAGGGGUAGCCCUACUUCAGAUUGUUUGCUGGAAGUCUCUUGGGGAGCUUGGCCAAGGGCAAAAUCUCGAUGACAUACACUUGGCUCGGAAGAUAUCCCUGUCUGACCAGGCCUCGGUUUUGGGCCCCAAGUUCAAGGAUAUUGUUCGGAAAUGCCUUCGAUGCGAGUUUGGUUCCGGCACCAAUCUGGAAGAUGAAAAUCUGAAAGGAGCUGUUGCAGCACAUGUGAUCCCGACGCUGGAGUCAAUGAUGAAAGCAAUGAGCAUCUAA
Molecule: messenger RNA, 1878 nt
Organism: Fonsecaea nubica
Lineage: Eukaryota; Fungi; Ascomycota; Eurotiomycetes; Chaetothyriales; Herpotrichiellaceae
Exons: 3
Coding region: 1-1878 (625 amino acids)
Source: RefSeq, a predicted model, not a curated record